CUCCUUGAUGAUGAGUUAAAUAAGAAUGCUAAAGUUCUUUUAGAAAGGUAUCUAUCGAUCGAUGAACAAAUAUGAUCAACUAAGACAUUAUAUGAAACAAUGCUUACAAUUGAAGCCACAUAAAUGGGGAUUUAAAUUUUUUGUGUUUUGUAGGAUAUCAGGUUUUGCCUAUAAAUUCAGGCCAAGAAAAUAAUGAAAAGUAUAGGCUGAAGGGUGAACCAGAUUUAGGUGCUAGUGCAAAUGUCGUAAUACGAUUAGAAAGAAUUAAUCAUACGUCGUAAUAAAAUUAUACACUCUACUUUGAUAAUUAUUAUACUUCUAUUCCACUUUUAGCAUAUUUAUCUAAAGAAGGGAUAUAUUCUUUAAGAACUAUAAAUAGGAACCGAAUUCCUAAUUCCAAAAUUCCUACUGAAAACGUUUUCAAUAAAAUGGAACGAGGACAUUCAAUGGAAUUUGUUGAGAAUUAUAAUGAUGUAGAAAGCUCUGUGACAGCAUGGAAAGACAAUAAAACUGUAAUAAUGGCCUCAACAUUUGCUGGUGAAAAGCCUUUUGGAAAAGUGUUGAGACAUGACAAGAAAACUAAAGAUCGUGUAGAAAUUAUUAGGCCUCAUGCCAUUGAAGAAUAUAACAAACAUAUGGGAAGUGUUGACUUACUCCAUAGCAUAAUAGCUCGACACAAAAUAUCAAUGAGAAGCAAGAAAUGGUAUAUGAGAAUUUUUCUUUCAUUUGUUAGAUCUAGUUAUCGUAAAUGCAUGGUUACUAUACAAGAAUGUGAAAACUGAUAAAAAAUCUGAAAAUAAAUAAAUAAAUAAAAAUCUAAUGAAUUUACAAUAAUUCAAAUCUGAAGUUGCAUCAUGCUUAUGCAAAAUGGGGUACGAUCGAAAUGCUAAAAGAGGAAGACCUAGUAAUACUUCAAUAGAGCAAAUGUCUCACACUAAAAGAUGCAAAGGGACUGCCCAAUCUGUUCCAUGUAAGGACAUUCGUAGAGAUGGUAUAAAUCAUUGGCCAAUAUGGUCAGAAAAAAUACGGUGCAAGUUUCCAAACUGCAAGAGCUACACUCAA
Messenger RNA from Stegodyphus dumicola, 1062 nucleotides. Its product is annotated as piggyBac transposable element-derived protein 3-like. NCBI's taxonomy places the organism in Eukaryota, Metazoa, Arthropoda, Arachnida, Araneae, Eresidae. The record is from RefSeq and is a predicted model, not a curated record.